Messenger RNA from Lactuca virosa, 1674 nucleotides. The record is from the annotation of a GenBank genome assembly. Lineage: Eukaryota; Viridiplantae; Streptophyta; Magnoliopsida; Asterales; Asteraceae.
CAAUAUCCAAAUCCUUGCCUUUUUAUUACUUCCUUAAGAAGAAGCUCCUCUUCUGUGCGCACCCACAGAUGUCCACGGGCUUGAGCGUAUCGAUGGCGUCUUCUACAAUCCCUUGUUGUUCACCCCCCGCUUCUUAUUCAUCGCCGUGGUUCCGACGAACCACGGUUAAGACCCACUGUUCACUGCUCGCUAGAAACAGUAUCAAAGCUCCGUUGCCUCCGCUAAACCCUAAAGAUCCAUUUCUUUCCAAACUCGCAUCACUGGCCGCUAAUUCACCGGAAAAUCUCCUUAAUCGACCGGUUAACUCCGACACGCCGCCGUACUUGGACCUUUUUGACUCUCCAACGCUCAUGGCUACUCCCGCUACCGUGGAAAGAUCUGUCUCUUACAAUGAACACAGGCCAAGAAGGCCACCUCCAGACCUUCCAUCAUUGCUUCUCCAUGGAAGAAUAGUGUACCUUGGCAUGCCAUUGGUGCCAGCUGUCACUGAGCUGAUCAUUGCAGAGUUAAUGUAUCUUCAAUGGAUGGAUCCCAAAGAGCCUAUAUAUCUUUAUAUAAAUUCUACAGGAACUACUCGUGAUGAUGGUGAAUCAGUUGGAAUGGAGACAGAAGGUUUUGCAAUUUAUGAUGCUAUGAUGCAAUUGAAAAAUGAGAUACAUACAGUUGGAGUAGGGGCUGCUAUUGGUCACGCAUGUCUAUUGCUUGCUGCAGGGAGUAAAGGGAAAAGAUUUAUGAUGCCACAUGCAAAAGCUAUGAUACAACAGCCUCGUAUUCCAUCAUCUGGAUUGAUGACAGGAAGUGAUGUUUUGAUACGUGCAAAGGAGGUCAUCAUUAACAAGGAUACACUUGUUGGUCUCUUGUCAAAGCACACCGAAAAUUCAGUGGAGACAGUAACACAAGUGAUGAGAAGGCCUUUUUAUAUGGAUUCCACCAAAGCUAAAGAGUUUGGUGUAAUUGAUAAGAUACUGUGGCGUGAUUAUUCUCUUAUACUCUACUCUACUCUAGGAUUGGAUUGGAUUGAACAGACAGACGACAGGGAUGGAAUGAAUAUUGAAGUUCCCUGUUGUAAGAAAUAUGAUUAACCUGUUGUUUUCGAAUCAACCCAACCCAACCCAAAGAUUACACUAAAUUGUGCCGGAUAGUGUUCUACAACAUAACUUAGAUAUAUGGCAUUAUUACCGAAUCCUCAGAGUAGGAGGCUUAUUUCAGUAUUUCACUGUUGAAAACUUGUAUACUGAAUCAUGCUUAUUUUUAAAAAAGAAAAAAAAACUCGUAGCCAUAUAUAUUGGAAUUGGAACUGUCAUAUUGGAUGGAAGAUCUCUCUAGACACCCGUGUGCUCACCUCACAAGGUUUCUGACCUUGACCUUGGCCUUGACCAGACCCACAACAGGAUGGAUACAAAUUAAAAAUGCAAUUUAGAUCGGUUUAUGUGAAAAUACAUUAAUUUCAGUUAUAUUUUAUUGUUAAAUACAUAAACAUUUUAUGGUUAUAUAUAAGGGUGAGAUCGAUACUGGAACAGUGGGACAGAACUGGUAUUGAACCAAAAGUUCCGAAACAAAAUGGCACAAAAGUAAUUCAGUUCGAGAAAAUAGAUUUAGUUUGAGCUUAGAAGUGAGAAAAAUACUAACCAAAAGUUCUGAAACCAAAAUAGCACACAAGUAUUGAUUUGGUAC